GAGAGAGAGAGGGAGAGCUGGCGCUUGAAAGGCUGUGAGGGAGUCUUGCACAUGGUACUCACACUGGAUUGAUUGAAAACUAAGGCCUAGAAGUUCGUGAAUCACACAGAGCGUCCUGUGUACAGUGUCAGUAGGAACAGAAUUGAUGUUACUUCACUGGUGUAGGGCCUGUGGACCUGAUUCUCUUCAAAGCCGCGGAGCGACUCUUUUGUGUUUUGUGUUUAGAUCUAGUUCAUGGUUGCGAUGAUAAACAUGGAGUAUUCAAAACUGAACGAAGGAGAAUUGUACUGGCGUCUUCGUGACCUUGACCUGCGAUGAACUCCAGUGCAAGUAUUGAAUUCCGGACCUUGUCCUUAGGUCAAAUAGUGACCAUAUCAUCUUGUCGCGAGCUCAUGUGAAGACAGCAUCUUUCACAGUUUCACUUGUGUUUGUUCUUACAACUCUUUGGAUUACCCAUCAGACACUUGGAAAGGAAGUAGGAACACCGAGCAGCAGACGACUCGACAGCGCCGAAUCUUAGAAUGGCCGAAGGCGUCAACACCAACAACGUGAGCGGGAGCCCCGGGGGGCCUGGUCAGCACGUGACUGACCCACGCCUCCCACUCUCCGCCAUGCAGAUCUUUAAACUGAAGAAAAAUUGGAAAGGGGUGAAGAGACGUCUGGAGGACACAGGCGUCGAGAUGCUGAUACGGCUAUUCCGUUUGGAGCCAUCAACCCAAAUUCAGUUUAAAAACAUUAGACACUUAGAAACAGAAGACAAACUGCGCAUGAGCGAAGAGCUGGAAAAGCAUGCCGGGAAGAUGAUGGCCUCACUUGACGACAUCGUAAACAAUAUCGAUGACGUAGACUACGCCAUGGAUAAAAUCACCAAAGUCGCACAACAGCAUGAACAAUUCCAAGGUUUUGCCCCUGAGCAAUUCUCGUUAAUGGAACAGCCAUUCCUUGACUCUGUGAGGAUCAUCUUGGAGGAUCGCUACACUGACAAUAUGGACACAAUCUAUCGAAUCCUCAUUAAGUUCAUACUCAGUAACUUGGUCAAAGCUUGCAGGUGAUAGAAACCACCCCUCACAAACCCUCAAGGUGGUCACGUGUCGUAUGCGGUUUUAUUUCGUUUUUGCUGUUCACCCCCCUCCAGAAACAAUUUGUCUCUAUUUGAAUCCACAUCUGUAGGUGUGACCAGCCCUGAGAUUGGAGUGUGCCGCCCAUGUGUUUAUUGUCAACGUUUUUACGUCAUACCAAGAAGCAACGCCCCUGGCUAUCCGAAUUCUCUGGUGUGGAUCUGCUAGGACUUCUAAAUUACGUGUGCCCGAUCCUUCGCGUCUGCUACACUGAAGUGUUUCCGGGAUAAAGUAAAAAAAAAAGAUAGCAAAACACGAUUCAAAAUUUUCUGACUCAAAUUACAACCACAAAAAAACAAACAAAAAAAACGGUGAUGUCAUCAUUUAGACCCUACCAUAUGGAGCUGCAUUUUCUCAACUAUUUGCGCAAGUCUGAAUGGUAUGUUUGGCGGGAAAGGAUACAGCCAAUCAGAGCAAACAUUUUUUGUGACGGCAUUUGUUUUCUUAUUUAGUUUGGAGUUAGUAUACAUUGAUCUCAAUUCCGCCCUACAUCUUCAAGUACGGUAAUUCUUUAAGAGACAUUCUCGGGUUAUCUCUCUUGCAAGGGAAAUCCUAACUUCAGCUUUUGGUUCAAAGUGCAACCUUAUGUAGACAAAUCAAUCUUUAUAAUUAUUGUUAUUAUUUUGUUUGUUUGUUUGUUGUUACGAGAAUAUAUUUCACUUUUUUUUUU
This is a messenger RNA of Biomphalaria glabrata, 1788 nucleotides long. Its product is annotated as cytoglobin-1-like. Gene Ontology annotation, molecular function: heme binding; oxygen binding. Lineage: Eukaryota; Metazoa; Mollusca; Gastropoda; Planorbidae. The transcript has 4 exons. Bases 522 to 1052 code for a protein of 176 amino acids. The record is from RefSeq and is a predicted model, not a curated record.